GGGAGGAGCUGCCCCUUCGCACACCCCGAGCCAGCGGCUCCGGGACCCAGCGCCCAGCAGGGAGGGGGGCCGGCAGCAUGCCCAGCAUCCCCUCGGCCCGCGGGGCACCUGUCGGGGGCAGCUCGGCCGGCCCGCGGGCACCCAGCCGGCGCCGUGGAGCGCAGCGCGCAGGGGGAGGCAGGUGAAUCAGGUGCCUGGCGGGAGAGCGGCGGGGCCAGGCGAUGGGCGACCGGCCGCAGACGGGGGGCAGGAGAGGGGCCAGCCCGCAGCCCCCCAAGGAGCGGCCCGGCAGAGGUACGGAGCCCCCCGGGCGGCGGCGGGGGUCCCGGCGCAGACCCCUGCGCGCCCUGGGCAGCCUGGUCAGCCGCCUGCUGAAAACUUUGAGCGCCUUGUCGCACUUGGGAGGUGGGAGCCGCCGGGGGGGCGCGGAGCCGGAGGACGAUGAGGGGGGGUUCCGGUGCCCACCGGGCCCCCCGCCGGCCGGGCCCCCCGGGGCAGCCCAGCCUGAGGAGCAGGUCGGGGGAGGCAGCGGCUGGCCGGAGGCGCGGCGCUCCUGGAGCCCCCCGGGGGGCGCGGCGGAGGGGCGGCCCCCGGGGCGCAGGGGCUGAAGAACCACGGCAACACGUGCUUCAUGAACGCUGUGGUGCAGUGCCUGAGCAACACCGACCUGCUGGCCGAGUUCCUGGGCCUGGAGCAGUACCGUGCCCGCGGCGUGCCCGGAGAGGUCACCCAGCAGCUGGCAGCCCUGGUCCGGGCGCUCUGGACACUGGACUAUACCCCGCAACUCUCCGUGGAGUUCAAGAAUAUCGUUGCCAAGUAUGGCGCUCAGUUCCGGGGGAACUCGCAGCACGACGCCCUGGAGUUCCUGCUCUGGUUGCUGGACAGAAUGCACGAGGAUCUGGGCUCCUCGUCACCCAGCCAGAAGGCUAGGACAGCGGGCAAGCCCCAGCCCAGUCUCGACGAGAGCUGUGGCUCUGGCAGCGCCCAGCCAGCCGCCCAGCCUCCCAGCAGACAGAGCUUCGUGCAGAACCACUUCCAAGCACAGUACAGGUCCUCCUUGACCUGCCCACACUGUCUGAAGCAAAGCAACACCUUUGACCCCUUCCUGUGUGUCUCGUUACCCAUCCCCCUGCGCCAGACCAGGCCCUUGAAUGUCACCUUAGUCUUCCAGUCCAAGAGCCAGCGGUUCCUGCGGAUAGGUUUAGCGGUGCCCCUCUUCAGCACCGUGGCGACCCUCAGGGCAAUGGUGGCAGAAGAAGGCAAAAUCACCCCCGAUCAGGUGAUCCUGGUGGAGCUGUCCCCCAGCGGGUUCCAGCGCUCCUUCCACGAUGAGGAGGAUCUGAACGCCAUCGCGGAGGGCGACAGCGUCUACGCCUUCCAGGCCCCGCUGCCCUUCAGCAGAGGCAGCUCAUCCCGGCUCUCAGGCUGCCCCCUCAGCCUUCCAUCUUCCCCCAACUCCUCUGAUCCUGAAGGCCAGCGACUGCCCCACGCCGGGGCCAUGUCCUCGGAGUUCUUGCACCAUGGCGGAGGCGGGAGAGUGCUGCUUCUCCUCUGUAACACAGCAGGGACGGGGCAGCAGGCUGCCAGGUUUGGCCCCCCGCUGCUGACGAGAGAAGACAGAGCCAUCUCAUGGGAGCAGCUCCAGCAGUGUAUCCUCAGCAAGAUGCGCUACCUGAUGAGGAACGAGGCUCAGGUACAGGGCGUGGGGGACCUGUUCCGGGUGCGGGUUGCCGGGGGCUCCGUGGCAUGCAGCUACCUCUCCCCUCAGGACGGCAGGCCGCUCUACCACCCUGCAGUCGACAGAGCGCUGCAGUUCGGCGGCCUGGGCGGCCCCCCCCACGUGAAGCUGGUGGUGGAAUGGGAUCCGAACACCAAAGAACGUCUGUUUGGCAGCAUCCAGGAGGAGGUGGUGCAGGACACCGAGAGCGUCCGGCUGCAGCAGCAGGCCCAUCAGCAGCAGCACAGCUGCACACUGGAUGAGUGCUUCCAGCUCUACACCAAGGAGGAGCAGCUGGCCCCCGACGAUGCCUGGAGGUGCCCCCACUGCCAGGUGCUGCAGCAGGGCGUGGUGAAGCUGAGCCUGUGGACGCUGCCCGACAUCCUCAUCAUCCACCUGAAGAGGUUCCGCCAGGUGGGCGAGCGCAGGACCAAGCUCUCCACCCUCGUCCGCUUUCCCCUCCGCGGCCUCAACAUGGCGCCCCACGUGGCCAAGAGGAGCCAGGCCGGGACGCAGGCACUGGGCCCAUGGGCGACAUGGAAGCAGCUGCCGUACCUCCACGAGAGCUCCCAACUCGAGUCGCUCUACGACCUGUACGCCGUCUGCAACCACCAUGGCAGCAUGCAGGGUGGACACUACACCGCCUACUGCAGGAACUCCCUGGACAGCCGCUGGUACAGCUACGACGACAGUGCUGUGGAGCCAGUUCUGGAGGACGAGGUCAGCACCCGGGGCGCCUACAUCCUCUUCUACCAGCGAAGGAACAUCAUCCCCAGCUGGUCUGCCAGCAGCUCUGUGCAAGGCUCCACCAGCUCCUCCGUGUCGGAUCACUGGCUCUCGCGGCUCAGCGGGAGCAGCAAGAGGGAGAGCCUGGUGUCCCGGAGCUCCACGGCCUGCCCCUCCCUCCCGAAGGUCCCCGACUCGCCCGUCUUCCUCGACACCGCAACCAGCCAGGAGAAAGGAGGCUUUGAGUCGAGGCCCCUGGUGCGCGGCAUUCAGGGGCGCAGCGUCAGCAUGAAAGUGUCCCCCACCAAGACCAAGCUGGGGGCCACCAAGCCAGUGCCCCUCCGUUGGUCCUUUGCAGCCAGAGACAGGCCACAGGCUGCGUCCGGGGAGCUGGUGGAAUACCUGGAAUCUGGGCGCAGGCCCCGGUACACCAACGAGUCCAUCGUCCCCCUCAUGACAGGGGGCAGCGAGAACACCCCGGUGCCGGCAAGGCCUCCGCAGAACCCGGCCGCGGCUGGGAAGGACCAAGGGGCCGGCAGGGCUGGUAGGGCGAGUGGGAAUUCCCCAGGUGCUGUGGGGGGUGCUGCAGAGAGCCACGGCAAAGCGUCCCCAGCCACCGAGAUGGCCGGGACCCUGAAGAGGAGCAGCAAACCAAAGGAGGAGGCGGGCCAGCCGCAGAGGACAUCCAAGAAGCUAGAACUGCCCGUCAACGCGGGGGCCCCCUGGAAAGCUGAGGAGCCAAAGACCAACGGGAGCAAAGUGAACUCCAAUGGGGCGGCCCGCGCGGGCACCCUGCCCCACCCACACCGCUCCCAGAGGGCCAGAGGGGCACCGGGCAGGGACGGGGACCACGACCAAAGAACCCCCGCCAAGCCCGGGGAGCACGGCAGGGACAGGGACCCCGAGGCCGAGAGGCAGCUGGAAGGGAAGUUCACCAUCUUCAGGGCUGGCUUCCUGAAGAAGGAGCCCAAGCAGCCUGGCGAGUCAGAGCGGCCCCACGCCUCGGAGCCAGCCAUGGGCUCCUCCCGGACGUCGCUCUCCAAUGGCACCCUGAGCAUCAUCAGUGAGGGCAGGGCCAACGGCACACUGGGCCGGCGGGGCAAGGAGGGCCAGGCCAAUGGCAGGAUCAGCCGGUCCGAGGUGGACAUCAAGCGCUCGCAGAGUUCCGCCAGCAUCCACAGCAAGGCCGACUGGGCGCUGCGCAGGUCGGCCUCCCUCUACAAGAACGGCAGCAGCGGCCACCAGCACAGCCGCAGCGUGCCACUGGAGAAGGUGGCCUGUGGCACCUUACAGAGGGUCAAGUACCACACGGCCUCCCUGGGCAGGAAGAAACCAGUGCCUGAAUCCAGCUUCUAACCCGGAGCUGCUGGGGGCUGGAGGACGAGCGCGGCUACUGCUAUAAGCCAGGGCAACCAGGGUCGGAGAGAGGAAAUGGACAAACCCAGCGGGAGGCUGCAAGGGGCUGUGAUGUCCAUUGAGGCCGCGUUGGUCUGAUCUCUGGGUUCCCAGGUCCCGCUGGGGCUGGGUCCAGUUCUCCUUCCCUAGGAUUGCUAAGGGAGCCGUCUUCUGCCGUGCCCCUGAUGCCUGGUCUCUCUCGAGUGUGUAGGGGACGGGGCUCCCUGCACAACCCAUGCCUUAAUAGGACAGCACCCAGCACAGGGCUGCUGAGAUCGGGGGCGGGGAAUGAGCGGCGGGGAGAACAGAGGAAGAGUAUUUAUUCUAUACGCAGAGAGAGUUUUAUUCACGCAGCGUCAACGACGCUUUUUGUUUUGUAAAAGGCGACUAUUUUUCGUACCAAGGA
This is a messenger RNA of Chrysemys picta bellii (western painted turtle), 4244 nucleotides long. It is a transcript of the gene USP43, whose product is annotated as ubiquitin specific peptidase 43. Gene Ontology annotation, biological process: protein deubiquitination. The record is from RefSeq and is a predicted model, not a curated record. Lineage: Eukaryota; Metazoa; Chordata; Testudines; Emydidae. Gene Ontology annotation, molecular function: cysteine-type deubiquitinase activity.